Messenger RNA from Carica papaya (papaya), 1837 nucleotides. RefSeq names its product phosphoinositide phospholipase C 1-like. The record is from RefSeq and is a predicted model, not a curated record. Gene Ontology annotation, biological process: release of sequestered calcium ion into cytosol; phosphatidylinositol-mediated signaling; lipid metabolic process. Gene Ontology annotation, cellular component: plasma membrane. Gene Ontology annotation, molecular function: phosphatidylinositol-4,5-bisphosphate phospholipase C activity. NCBI's taxonomy places the organism in Eukaryota, Viridiplantae, Streptophyta, Magnoliopsida, Brassicales, Caricaceae.
UUGGCCCUACAAUACAAUGUCCAGGGCAACUUACAAGAUCUGCUUCUGUAUGAGAAGAAUUUUCAAGGUCAGGUUCCGUGAGACUCCAGAAGCCAUUGAGAAAUUGUUCCACAAAUACAAAUCAGAAAAUGAGUUUAUGUCCAUUGAUGAUAUCCAUAGAUUUCUGGUUGAGGUUCAGGGAGAAAGGGAUGAUGCAGAAAAAAAGGAGAAAGCACAGGAAAUCUUCGAUAAAUUUAGACACCAUGUUUUCCACCGUAAAGGUCUGAAUCUUGACGCUUUUUCUUCUUAUCUCCUCAGUGAUGACAAUUCUCCUCUCCUUCCUCCGCAGGUGCAUCAUCCGAUGGACAAACCAUUGGCUCAUUAUUUCAUGUACACAGGCCACAAUUCAUACUUGACAGGAAAUCAAUUCUGCAGUAGAAGCAGUACUGAACCCAUUAUAAAAGCUCUAAGAAGUGGUGUAAGAGUUAUUGAGCUUGACCUGUGGCCAAAUGCUGCAGGAGAUAAGGCUGAAGUCCGCCAUGGCGGGACACUGACUUCUCCAGUGGCUCUCCAGAAAUGUUUGAAUGCUAUUAAAGAUCAUGCCUUCGAGAUUUCGAAAUAUCCAGUUGUGAUAACCUUUGAAGAUCACUUAACUCGAGAUCUUCAGGCUUCUGUGGCAAAGCUGGUGGCCAAAACAUUUAGAGACAUGCUCUUUUGCCCAGGAACCGACAAUAUGAAAGAAUUCCCUUCACCCGAAUCAUUGACAGGGAAGACAAUGAUUUCUACAAAACCACCAAAAGAGUAUCUUGAAACUCAGGACACAAAAGAGAAAAGGGUCACGCAAAGGAUGAAAUAUACAACGGAUGAAGAAUUUCCAGGAGAUUUGAAGGCCCAAGAUUUGGCAAUAGAAGAAGCACACAUGCCUGACGAAGAUGAGGAUGCUGCUGCUCCUGAAUACAGGCAUUUAAUUGCCAUUCAUGCCGGGAAACUGAAAGGGGGAUUACAAAACUGGCUCAAAGAUAAUCCGAAUAAAGUUAGGCGCCUCAGCUUAAGCGAGCAGGAGCUUGAGAGUGCAAAAACAAUACAUGGAAGUGAGAUAGUAAGGUUUACUCAGCGUAAUUUUCUGAGGAUAUAUCCAAAGGGUACAAGACUGGAUUCAUCUAAUUACAAUCCCUUUAUUGGUUGGAUACAUGGAGCUCAAAUGGUGGCAUUUAAUAUGCAAGGAUAUGGGAAGUAUCUCUGGAUGAUGCAAGGAAUGUUCAAGGCAAAUGGUGGCUGUGGCUAUGUGAAAAAACCUGAUUUUUUAGUGUCAGUUGGUCCCAAUAAUGAGGUCUUUGAUCCGACUAAAACGUUACCAGUUAAGAAACUUUUGAAGGUGAGAAUCAUCUUGGGGAAAGGAUGGGAUGUGGAUUUUUCUUGGACACACUUUGAUCGAUUCUCACCACCAGACUUCUUUGUAAGGGUUGGAAUCGCUGGAGUUUCAACUGAUGCAGUUAUGAAGUACACAAAAGUUAUUCAAGAUGAAUGGCUGCCAGUGUGGGAUGAGGAGUUUGAAUUUCCCCUUACAGUUCCUGAAUUGGCAUUGCUUCGUAUUGAAGUCAUUGAGUUUGACACUUCUAGAAAACAUGAUUUUGGGGGACAAACAUGUUUACCCAUAUCGGAGUUAAGAACUGGGGUAAGAGCUGUUAGAUUAUGCAAUCGGAAAGGAGAAGAAUAUAGUUCUGUGAGACUGCUUGUGCACUUUGGCUUUGUAAUUUUUUCUUAAAUGUUAUUGAGAUGGACUUCCAGAUUCUGCAUUUACUAUAUAUGUUCUUCCUCUGUGUUAUCUUAAACCUAAUUGAUAUAAAGCAUUUUGAUC